Messenger RNA from Hymenoscyphus albidus, 1404 nucleotides. The record is from the annotation of a GenBank genome assembly. NCBI's taxonomy places the organism in Eukaryota, Fungi, Ascomycota, Leotiomycetes, Helotiales, Helotiaceae.
AUGGCAACAGUGCGACGAGCGCUCGAAAAUGUCACAAUUUCAUUGGCGCCUACGGAAAUAAUUCAAUCCUCCGACAGACGAUGGCAGACGUUGACAGCAUAUCGAAGCCUCCUCCGAGCCAUUACCUACACACCCGACCCCGUCGCGCGAGAAUACUGCUACGAAACAGCUAGGGCUCGAUUUCGCAACAAGGCCGGUCUAUCUAAGACAGCGGAUAACAACAAAAGAUUCGCUGAACGGCUAAAGAAAGCCCACAGCAGCGUCCGACGUCUCAAUCGGGCGAACCGUGGAGUGGUGGAGGAUUUGAUCAAUGUUCUGGAUCGGGCAUACGGAAAGGCAGGCCCUCAACGUCGAUUAUUGAUCAGGGACCUCUUGCAACCGGACGAGGAGGAUCUGCCACAAGAUAACGCCGCCUUGAGCUCAUUGAUUCUUGGGCCUUCGGCUGCGUCGGUCCCAACCUUCGACCAUCAUCUUAACACGACGAAGAAAUUCGAGGCUUUGCUUGAGAGUCAGCUAGUGCGACCUUCCACCGAGCAAAGGGGUAAGGCUUCAUUCAAAGAUGCAAAGCCAAAGUUACCCAAAAAGAAUACAUGGGGCCGCCCAAUGCCAAACAAGAGGGCGAUCAAAAUGGUCAAAAGAUGGUGGGCCGAUGCUUUGGAAAAGAUACAUCCGCCAGUACCCCACCAAAUAUGGGAUCGAUUACGAGAUUUGUCUACGGGUGCAAUUCCUACUCCCGAGUUCAUUCCCCGUCGUUCAUCGCCAGAACAGCCUGAAAAACUGCUUGUAAUUAAUGACCAAUUGGUGGUCAAUAAUUUGCGUAACCCAGCGAGGGAGAAAGGAGAAUUGGAGUGGAGAGCGGAUCAGAGGAAGAUAUAUGUUGCCCCUCCUAUCAAGGAGAGUGACGAGAAGACUGCAGAAACGGCAUACAAUAGUCCGCGGACAAUGCGAAGAAUAUAUGCGGACAUAUGGGCCAGAACAGCGAAGAUGUAUAAGGAUCUAGAUACAAAAGAAUGGGUGAUCGAAUGGGGUUAUGGUAAAUCGCAAUUAUUUCAGGACCCUGUUGCAAGCCUGUCUGAAUCUCAACUCGAGCUUUUUGAGGGCACAGAUAGCGAGAUAGCAUCGACCACUCAGCCAGAGGCAGACGAGAAAACAAAACCGGAGAGACGACUCACAAUUUGGAAUCCCCGCACCCCGUUCUGGAGUCCCCCACCACCAAAGCCGGAUCCACCUGUCAAUUUGAAAGAACGGGACGACAAAUCAGCAGAAGAGAAGAAGGGUGUAUCAGAGGAGUACAUUAUGCGACUUGCGCUCAGGCAAAGAGAACUCAUCAAAAAUAAAAAAGAGGGAAGGGGCAUUAUGAGAACCUUGCCAACCAGAAAAGAAUUGGCAGGAAAAAAGCCAUAG